UCGACAAAAGAGGAGCAUUGCCUUAGUUUCUCUGUGUCUCACGCACAUCUUCUGCACCAACCCAAACCUCCUGGGAUGGGGGACCCGACGCAGCGAUGCGCCGAUACUGGGUGACUUGGGUCGCCUAGGUGGGAUUGGAACUGUUGUCUUCCUUCUUAUCUUGACCUCCAUCAGCCCUCCAACCGAGGAUGUGCUCGAUAACAGCCCUGUUUGGAUGCAGGAGCCGCAGGGAAAACGAGUCGAGAGAUCUAUGCAUCAUCGGCAUCCCAACUGACGUCUUUUGACACGCAGAUUCGAAAUGCAUUCCGCCUCUGUCGAUAGCCCCCCUUACAGUCCUAGUCUGGACUAUGAUUGCUCGUUUCCCGAGAGGCAUUUCCUUUCUCGAGAAUCUCCUGCAGACGGUUCGCAUCAAGCCGGCAUGCCCAGCCUUGUUGAUAGCGCCCCUGGUCCUUCGCAAUCGGAAGUCGACAAGGCGUGUGAGCCAAGUUUCCCGUCGGUUUGGCCAUUAGACUGGACGGCUCAACCCCAGACAUUGUUCCUUCAAAAUGGAACCUCCGCUCCCAACUUGACGGCGGAAAACAACAUCCUUCCGAGCUUGUUGCACCAAACUGCCCGUCCAAUGCAAGAAGAAUGGGGCAUGUUCCGCGAGCAGUCUCCAGGAGCUGGCUUCUGGGAUCUCACGCCUCCAGAUUCCGUCGAGGACGAUUCAGAUUCCAUGCUGAGUCCCAGAGACAGUCCACAGAAGUUCUCUUCGCAGAUGACGGCAUGGCAAACCUUGCAGGGGCUCAGAAGACGAAGCUUGCAUAGAGUUGCGAAACCUUUGAGAGUUCCGGCACCGACAUAUGGCCCAGCCCUCCAGACAGGCGUACACGCCAACGGCUAUGCCGCCUCCGACUUGGGGUUCUCUGACAGCGUUGCCGCCAUCUUGCUGGACAAUGUGAAUACAGCCCACGACGGCGCCGAAAUCGACAUAGUGUUUCAGGACAGUGCCUCGGCGUCCAAGGACGACUCAAAACGCAUAGCACACAAACUAUCGGAAAAGAGCCGGCGCAACAGACUCACCCUGGCGAUACGCGAGAUCCAGAAGCUGCUGCCCGCCGAGGGAACCCGGCAAGAAGCGGACCCGCUUGCCCGGCCUGGGAUGCCAGUCAGUAAGCUGGAUGUCGUCGAGAUGGCCAUCGGAUUCAUCAAGGACCUGAAGGAGCGGAAUACGGCAAUGGAGAAGAAGAUAAGGGAAGUGGAAGCCAUAUUAGCGGAGUGCCACUGUCGGCGGGAGAAGGGUGAUUCAGAAACGUCCAGUCCGGGCAUUAGCACCAACUAAGAGAUCCAAUAAGUGCCUACAUCAACUGCAUGUUCAUCAAGACUUGUCUGAAGUCUCGGUGAAGCAUCACAAAGACAUAUCACAGCCUUACUGCUAGUAUACCUGUGAUACGUACUUGCGAUUUAGUCGAAUCAGAUGAGUCCACGGUGCAACACACUUCAAUCUGCCCAGGCUCAGAAGUUGAGGCUGUGCCCGAACAUUCGCAUCGCCCAAUGCUCACCGCCUUGGCGGGGAUUCACGGUCUGCUCUUCGCAGCCCAACCG
Canariomyces notabilis is the source of this 1584-nucleotide messenger RNA. RefSeq lists its product as uncharacterized. Gene Ontology annotation, molecular function: protein dimerization activity. NCBI's taxonomy places the organism in Eukaryota, Fungi, Ascomycota, Sordariomycetes, Sordariales, Chaetomiaceae. The coding region runs from base 299 to 1321 and encodes 340 amino acids. The record is from RefSeq and is a predicted model, not a curated record. The transcript is spliced from 2 exons.